This is a messenger RNA of Nerophis lumbriciformis (worm pipefish), 678 nucleotides long. The record is from RefSeq and is a predicted model, not a curated record. NCBI's taxonomy places the organism in Eukaryota, Metazoa, Chordata, Actinopteri, Syngnathiformes, Syngnathidae.
AUGAUUUCGCCGUGGGACCGUUGGUACUCGACGAGUUGCUGCCUCUGCUGCCAUGUCCGGACGGGCACCAUUAUUUUGGGCAUUUGGUACAUGCUCAUCAACGCGGUCGUGCUACUCAUCCUGUUGUCGGCCCUCAAUGACCCCGUGCAAUACCGCUACCACCUCACCAGCUCCGAGCUGGGCACCGACGUCGAUGUCAUGGACGACGCCAAUAUCUGCAUAGCAACAGCAAUUUCCCUCCUCAUGAUUCUUAUAUGUGGCAUGGCAACAUAUGGCGCUUACAAGCAACACGCCGCAUGGAUCAUUCCGUUCUUCUGCUACCAAAUCUUCGACUUUGCCCUUAACACCCUAGUGGCUAUCAGCGUGGUGGUGUACCCCAACACGGUGCAGGACUACCUCCAGCAGCUGCCAGGGACCUUCCCUUACAAAGAGGACAUCAUGUCCACCAAUAAUAUGUGCCUCGUCUUUGCAGUCCUCCUCUUCAUUGGCGGCAUACUCUCCUUUAAGGCCUACCUGAUCGGUUGCGUGUGGAACUGCUACAGAUACGUAAGCGGCCGAGGCACCACCGAAGUCCUCGUCUACGUCACCACCAACGACACCACGGUCCUUCUCCCACCGUACGAGGAAGUUGUUGCCAUCCCUCCUAAGGAGCCCCCUCCCCAGUACGUGGAGGCUUGA